CACGCAAUCGAGUAAACAGCGAAGGCUCUCGGAUUUGAGUAACUAAAAAGUUCUUCCAAACUGUGACCAGAUUCUUUCAGGAUGUCAUUCCGUAACACUGGAGGAGCUCGUUGGCAUGGUUACCAGGCCCAGGGUAACCAGCAGCCAGAUCUGAGCCAGUCUAAGGCGGUGUCGAUCAGCGAACAAGAGCGUCUUAUUGAGCAAAAGAAACAAGAGAUUCAAAGAAAAAUGGCAGAAAAGAAGAAACAGAAGGCUGAAGAGGCAGCCAAGGCUGGCACUACCAAGAAAACUUCAACAGGAAGCAUAAAAUUCAACAUUGGGCAACCUAAACCUCCGGCUGCUGCACAACGUCCCCCAGCACCAGCUGUUCAAUCACCAGCACCUCCGCCACGACCGGCAGCACCGCCCAGCGCCCCCGCGCCUGUACGCAAUAUUUUCUCCAAUGACGGCAGUUUCUUGGAGCAGUUCCGCAAGAUGCAAGAGCAGAGUGCAGGACAAACUAGAGGAUCCAGUAUUUCUAGUGCACCAAUGCUAAACCAAACUCUAGAUCUAAAGGAUAUCCCACUGCCAGAUUCCCCGCAUCCAGCACCGGAUACUUCUCCGCCCCCUUCCACAUUGUAUGCCCCAACCUCAGCCCAGCCUAUAGCCUUCAGCGCAGCACCUACUCAAGCUCGCAAGAUGCCGUUACCGGUGCCCAAACCAAGUGCCUUCAGAGAUUCAGAUGAGGAAGAGGAAGAAGGGCUUAAUGCAAUCUUACCGCCAGAAGAUCCUGAACUAUUGCAAGCCAUCAACAUACUGGCUGAAGAGGUUGCAGAGGGAGGACUGACAGUUGAAGAGACAGCCAAGAAGAAGCACAAACGUGAUCCUAUGUUUGAGUUCCUGUUUGACAGUGACAGUCUUGAUCAUAAGUACUACCAGAAGAGACUUGUUGAGCUGAGACUAGCUAAGAAGAUACGCUUUGUUCAGGAAAUGAGAAAAUCAGCCGGAGCCACGAGCCAGUCGCAGGGACGCAAACGUAAAAGUCGUUGGAUAGACAGCGGACCCGGAGAGAGUCCAGCAAUCCCUCCUCCGAAGAUCACCAUCAUCGCUCCGAGCUCCGUCGGCGGAGGGGCAACACCAUCCAAGCUCCCUGGGGUAGCUGGGGUAGGGGGUACAGGGACCGGACUAGAGGGGGUCGAGGAUAAUGAUUGGGGGUUUGGGGCAAGUGGAGGGACGUCGACAUCGAGCCUUGGGAGUGGAGUUAAUUCCUUUGGGAUGAUCGGAACGACUGAGCUGAGUGCGGCACAGCUGAAGCAACUGAAGGAGCAACAAGAGAUGCAACGGAUGGUAGACUCCAUGGUAAAAUACCACAACAAGAUUGCGUCAACCGCGCCGAGACAGGAAACCACAGAGGGCAGCACGAAGAAGAAGAAUAAGUAUGCGUAUGACAGUGAUGAAGACACACAUGGCGGAACGUGGGAGCAUAAACAGCGUACACAAGAAAUGACGGAAACCAGAGAGCGGGCAGAGAUUUUGACUCAGAUGGGACGUGGCAAGCACCAUCUUGGUGACUUCCUCCCUCCAGAUGAACUAGAGAAAUUCCUUGAGACGCUUGAAGCAUUGAAAGAAGGCAGGACCCCAGACUUCUCCGACUACCAGAAGUUCAAGAUUCAAGCUGAUAACAUUGGUUAUCAGAUGUUGAAGAAGCUUGGAUGGGAGGAAGGCCAGGGACUUGGUACCGAGGGGCAAGGUAUCACAACACCUGUCAAUAAAGGCAGUGCAUCUACUUCAACGACAGGCCUGGGCAUCGACAAAGCUUCCAAUCUCACACAGGAAGAUGCAGAGGACGAGUUCUCAGCAUAUCGCAAGAGGAUGAUGCUUGCUUAUAGAUUCAGACCAAACCCACUGAACAACCCCAGAAGACCGUACUACUGAAGGAAAAGGAAUAUUAGUGACAAGUGGAUAUCAGUCAAUAACAUACAGGUUGUACAAAUGGACUAAUGUAAGAUAAAUCACUCCUUUGAAUUGUGUAUCACACCUUUUUUAUUUCAAGACAAUUCAUUUAUAAGUGUAAUCAUCACGUUAUUUCUAGGCAUGGCUAGUAAUAUUGUAAAGUUUUGAAAAAAUGUUAUCCACUAAAAUUUUCUGGAAAAUCAUUUUUUUAUUAUUUGUAUUCAAAUGUAGAUGGUAUGUUAAAAUGGGAAACCUUGUAAAAUAUCACCUCCAUACAUGACCUUUGCUUUGGAAAUCUUGGUUGAUUUGGCGGUCAUUUGUGGCCCCAAAGGGUAUUUGAUACCAGUCACUUGCGGCCAUGUGGUCUCUUGAAGGGAAGGUAUGCUUUUGGUAAUCAUUCUUAAAAUUAAUGGCAACAAAAAAACGUUUGGUUAGAAGCCUACAGCAGCUUUCACCAGAAUAAAGCAUU
Asterias rubens (European starfish) is the source of this 2401-nucleotide messenger RNA. Its product is annotated as SURP and G-patch domain-containing protein 1-like. Gene Ontology annotation, molecular function: RNA binding. Gene Ontology annotation, biological process: RNA processing. NCBI's taxonomy places the organism in Eukaryota, Metazoa, Echinodermata, Asteroidea, Forcipulatida, Asteriidae. The coding region runs from base 82 to 1914 and encodes 610 amino acids. The record is from RefSeq and is a predicted model, not a curated record. Gene Ontology annotation, cellular component: nucleoplasm. The transcript has 12 exons.